AACCGGCUUUGAUCUCAAUUCCAUGAUUCCUUGGUGGCAGUGGAAAAAUGACACAGAAGAAUAGCAAUGCACACUUACACAAACACAUACUCGCACCCACCGUAAACAAGUGAACAAAUCAUCAUCAUCAUCAUCCCUUAUAUGUGAAUACAAAUUCUCAAUAUGGAUUUCCCUAAUCACUUUUCAGUACUGUGACUUCCGAAGCUGAAUCUAACUUUGAGGGAAUCUCAGAUUAAAACCACUGACUAUUUGACCCUGGUUACCCAACUCUAACUCCAACACAUUUCCGUCUCUCCCCCCCACCCACUCCACGUGGGGGGGAGAGCUUCCACCUACAGGGUGAUCCCAGAAGCUUGUCCCGGCAGACGGUGACUGUCAGCAUGGAUGCUGGCCAGGGCAGCCCAGAGAGCCCUAACCGGGCAGUGGAGUACCUGCUGGAGCUCAAUAACAUCAUCGAGAGCCAACAGAAACUUCUGGAAACUCAACGGCGGCGCAUCGAGGAACUGGAAGUUCAGCUGGACCGACUCAGCCAGGAGAACAAAGACCUGAGACUGGACCGACAGCCCUGCCCACCCCCACCUCCACCUCCCAUCCACCCUGUCCUGCCACCAAAGUCCCACGCUGCAUCCUCCACCGCUGUGUACGCCAAUCUGAGCCUCAACAGCGGGCCCAUCCCAAUACCCAUCCCGGCUCCGGCGCCCCCGCCCCCACCUCCACCAGUGCCACCACGGGAUCGCCGUGUCAAUGCCAACACGCACACAAGGCUCGGCCAAAGCCUGUCAGCUGGACCCAAUUCCACGGAGAGAGAAAGGGACCGAGACAGGGGACGAGAACGAGACGGCGCUGCUACCAGUUUGGGAAGCUCUCUGCAGAGACAGACAGAAGGAGACUCCUCCAACAAAGACAGUGUGGAGGGAGAUCCUCAGUGUCCGGACACGACUAGCUUUACCGACAGCACCUGCAGUCAGGGCCCAUACCUGGGCAACUUGGACCGCUACGGGAACAUUCGAAACAUUCCCGGCCCUCAGGGGCCUACUGUGGCCCCUUCAAGUCCAGCGAGCCUGGCCUGGGCGCAACGGACCCGCCACCAACCCGCCAGCCUGGCACUCCGCAAGCAAGAGGAAGAAGAGAGCAAGCGCUGCAAAGCGCUCUCUGACAGCUAUGAGCUCUCCACGGACAUGCAGGACAAGAAGGUGGAGAUGCUGGAGAGGAAGUAUGGCGGUUACUUCCUGAGCAGGCGAGCGGCUCGCACGAUUCAGACAGCAUUCCGGCAGUAUCGCAUGAACAAGAACUUUCAACGGCUGCGCAGUUCCGCCUCAGAAAGCCGAAUGACUCGCCGGAUCAUCCUGUCAAACAUGCGUUCGCAGUACUCGUUUGACGAGCGACAGCCACAGGUUCAGCCCCAAACGCCCCAGCAGCAGCAAGGUCGAUAUGCCAGCCAUCACACUUCAACUCCAGGAACAGCUGGCCAGGCAGGAACCACAGACACACAGCAGGAGACUGACUCACCCGGACACUGUCCUUCAGACAGAGAGGAGUACUCGCAUGCAGAUGACGCCUUCAACAAACAGGUGACCUCUCUGGCUAACUCUAUGGACGACACUUUGACGUGUCAGUCAGGUCGCGGAGAUUCUCAGGAUGGUGGUGGGGGAGGCGGCGACGAGAGCGAGGAUUUCGGAGAGUGUGUGUGGAGCAACAAACCUACCUCACGUAGGGGGGUCUUGGGGGAGCAAGAGCGUCUAGGGGUCAUGCACGAGGACAGCACAGCCACCUCGUACAGCGAUGUCACGCUUUAUAUGGACGACGGCAUGCCGUGUUCUCCGCUAUCUAUUGAGCGGGUUCCCUCUAGCACGGACACCGAGUACUGGGGCGUCAGCAGUGGGGUUGGAGGCCGCGAAGACAGCCGGGAUACAGAGGGUGGCGGGAGCAAUAACAGUCGGCGGAGCACGCCGUGCACCGAAUGCAGAGAUUUCCGCUUGCGUGGUUCACACCUUCCCGUUCUCACCAUAGAGCCGCCUAGCGACAGCUCCGUUGACAUGAGCGACCGUUCAGAUCGAGGCUCCCUCAGCAGACAGCUGCUUUAUGAGCAGGAGCCUACGACGGGCGGAUCACCCCAAGGGACUCUCAAACACAAUCCUGCACCUCGCACGCCCAAUCCCUGCGCGGCACAGGGCCAAACGCGACCACAGGGUCGCCCCAUCCCAUCUCCUCUGCCUACACACUUACCGCACCACGCUAUGAUGCACCACCAUCACCUCCCACAUCUUCACCAUCCACUGCAUCACCACCCUUUGCCACACAUCCAUCACCCCUACCCAGACCCCACGUCUCCCUCACCCACCCAACCUCCACUCACACCUCUGUCUUCCUCAUCCUCCGCACCCCUGCCCCCUACUGGCCUGGAGCACUCGGAUGGGGACAACGACUCCUUGAACUCCACCACCAACUCCAACGAGACCAUCAACUGCAGCUCAGGCUCUUCGUCUAGGGACAGUCUAAGGGAACCGUUGCCUCCUCUUGGAAAACAGACCUAUCAGAGAGAGAGCAGGCAUAGCUGGGACUCACCUGCCUUCAACAACGACGUGGUACAGAGAAGGCAAUACCGCAUCGGACUCAACCUCUUCAACAAGAAACCAGAGAAGGGGAUCCAGUAUUUGAUAGAGAGGGGUUUUGUCUCAGACACACCUGUGGGCAUUGCCCGCUUCAUCCUGGAGAGGAAAGGCCUAAGUAGACAGAUGAUCGGGGAGUUUCUGGGAAAUCGACAAAAGCAGUUCAACAAGGAUGUGUUGGACUGUGUGUUGGAUGAGAUGGAUUUCUCGGGUAUGGAUCUGGAUGACGCCCUUAGGAAGUUUCAGGCUCAGAUUAAGGUUCAGGGGGAAGCCCAGAAAGUGGAGAGACUAGUAGAGGCCUUCAGUCAGAGAUACUGCGUGUGCAACCCUGCGCUUGUCCGCCAGUUUCAGAACCCAGACACUAUCUUCAUCCUGGCAUUUGCCAUCAUCCUCCUCAACACAGACAUGUACAGCCCCAACGUCAAAGCUGAGAGGAAGAUGAAGCUGGAGGAUUUUAUCAAGAACCUUAGAGGAGUGGAUAAUGGACAGGACAUUCCCAGGGAUAUGUUAGUGGGCAUCUACCAGCGCAUUCAGAAAUGGGAACUCAGGACAAACGAUGACCAUGUGUCUCAAGUGCAGGCUGUAGAGAGGGUCAUCGUGGGCAAGAAACCUGUGCUUUCUCUGCCACAUCGCAGGCUAGUGUGCUGUUGUCAGCUGUAUGAAGUCCCUGACCCCAAUCGACCACAGCGGAGUGGAGUUCACCAGCGGGAGGUCUUCCUCUUUAAUGACCUGCUAGUGGUAACGAAGAUUUUUCAGAAGAAGAAGACGUCUGUGACGUACAGUUUCAGACAGUCCUUUCCCUUGGUGGAGAUGCAGGUUCAUAUGUUCCAGAACUCCUACUAUCCUCACGGUAUCAGACUGACAUCAGCAAUGCCCGGCAGUGAGCGUAAGGUUUUGAUCGUGUUCAACGCGCCGAGCCAGCAAGACCGAACACGCUUCACCAGCGACCUGCGUGAGAGCAUCGCUGAGGUUCAGGAUAUGGAGAAAUACCGUGUAGAAUCUGAGUUAGAGAAGCAGAAAGGUGUGAUGCGUCCAGGGCUCAUGAGUGGAGAUGUGGGCGGGGUUGGCGGAAUGAAGACUGAGGCUGUGAACGGCACUCUGGGAAGGCCCAGUCUGGAUGACACGUACGCAGCAGGGGAGGGGCUUAAACGAACCGCACUUAGCUCCUCACUGAGAGACCUCUCUGAGACAGGAAAGCGAGGCCGUAGAAACAGUGUUGGCUCUUUGGAUAGUACCAUUGAAGGAUCCAUCAUUAACAGUCCUCAGCCGCAUCAGCGUUUGCCCAUGGGGGGUGCUGUCCCCAGUUGCUACGGGCUGGAAGACUACCGGCCUCACCGCCCCAUCCUGAGCCCCGGAGUAGGGGUGGGGGGUGGGCCGGGGCAGCUUCACAAUGCCGUAGGCAAUAUAGGGGGGGUCCCUGGCAUCAACGAUCGAGGUGGGGGGCCGGGGAGCAGUUCUGGAGGGAGCAAUUCCGGUUCCUUCCUGGGCUCCCUGUUUGGGAGCAAACGCGCCAAACCCCCUGCUCCCCUUAUUCCCCCCGGGCCACAUUACCCGGCCCCCGUGCCACCUCCUACUACAGGAGGACCGCCGCCUCCGUCCCCCUCCGCCCUCAGCCAGUCAGACCCCGGUGGGCCUUCCAAGAUCCAAGCGCUGCACGCUCAGUACUGUCACAACAACUUUGGGCAGCCUCCACCCCCCUACCACCAUCAUCAUCGGUAUCACGUGCAGGUCGCCACCCCUGGCCACCCACCCAUCCAUCACACCCUACAACGAGGGUCCCUCCCACGACGUGGGCCGCCCGCUCCUUCACACGCCCAGCUCCAGCAGCAACUAUCCCAUCAUGCUAUGCAACAAGGCCGUUACGGCAAUAUGGCAUGCACUCCACCGCCUCUGUCCCCGCAUUCGCCCCAUUCGCCCAUCGCCCCUUUCAACUUCUACCACGUGCACCCCAAUACCAUACGCCACGUACGGGUGCCCGGUCCUACCGGCAAGCUUCCUCUUACUCUGUCUCACUCUCAGCCCCACCCUCACGCCCACUCCCACGUUCACUCUCAUACCCACAGCCAUCCCGUCCAUGCCCACAGCCCUCACCCCUUACUGCAUCACUCUGCCCAUCAAACUCAUUUCGUUUUCUCGCCGCCCCCUCAGGCACCAUCCGCCAUCACCGCCCGGCACAUACCCCAGGGCCCCGCCCACUACAUACCACAGUACCCGCCCCUUUCCUCCAUUCCGCCUCCUCCACCACAUUCCCCAUUACCUCCUCCGUCACCACAUACCCCUCUCACCCCUCUUACCCCGCUCUCCCCACUAGCCCCGCAGCUCCCGGGACCCAUGGGGGUGCUGUCGGGCGGCCCAGGGGGCGGAGGCGGAGGCGGAGCCGGCAACAGCAGCACGAUCGGCAGCUCCAAAUCCAAACCUAUCAACCGCAUCAGCACGGUGGUGUGAGGGUAAGCCACAGCAGAGGGCACAGAGUCUCAACGCGGAGAAGUCGGAGACCAGGCAAGAGGAAACAUACCAUACUCAGACUCUGUUACUUCCACAUCCGCUUCCCCCACGUGUAGAGUGGGAAACCUGGCUGGCUACAUGCUCAUUGCUAGCCUGAACAGCCUCUUGCUGUCCGCUGCCAUACAAAACAAAGGCUGUGUGACAGCAUAAAAUCUCCGACUGAAGAUCUGAGGAGCCUAAUGGAGACAAUGGUGAAGCAGAUGAAGUGUUUGUAAGAGUUUGAGUUGAAUUUGACCUGGAUUGCUGCCAAAGGAAAAGGCUACAGGGGGAAAGGGGGUGCCAACUUAAAUCAGACUAAUGAAUUUAAGAUUCAGAUUAAGAAGACGAUGAUGGUGAACUCUUCAAACACUCAACAUGGAUGCAUAAGCAGACAGACGAGUGCAUAUUAUUAAAGAAACUGAACUUUUUUUUUUAUUUGUAGUCUUUUCAGUUUUCAUGCGUCUCAGAUGACAAUCAUUUCAGGGUCAGUAAGAAAAUGUUUGCUCAAUACAUUCCUCAAAAUUGUCAAUCGUAUUCCUCAGCGUGUAAAAAGGGCCAGCAUGCACUUAGAGGGAUGCCAAACACUAUAUUUUGAUUCUUUUAAACUUUUAUCUUGACUUGUGAGUGAAGGGACGGGGUGGGAAUUGCUGGAAAAACUUCACUUAAAUCUGCACAGUAAAAAAAAAUAUCACUAUUUUGGAACUAUUUGAAACUGUUUUUUGCUUUUUGUUUUUGUCUUGAAGAGGCUGGGCAUCAGGUUUGCAAUAAGUCAGCCAUAACAGUAAAAAUCCUUUUUGAAGACCUCAGUGAAGUCAUUAUGUAAUUUGCGCCUUUCGUUUAUUAAACAGAAUGUGUAGAAAGAGAUUUAAAUUGUUUAGUAGAUAUUUCUUUUUUCUAUUAUAUAAGACAAUUAAGUCUAACCUAGCGUAACAAACCUAAAUGUAACAUACACAAAAGAGUCAUAACUAAUAACGACCAAUAAUCAAGACAUGGAUAAAUAGAAAAAUCAGCACUGCAUUUAUUUCCUGCCACCUGUUACCUCAGCAUCUCUCCUUCCCUUUUUAGCGUUGACAUUUCACUAUUAUUUUUGUCUUUUUAUUUAAACAAUCUCACCUGACCAAUGAAACAUUUAUAUUUGGCAAUUCAUUACAUAACCUUAGUGCCUACUGUAAAGGUUUGUCAUUGGCGGUUCGGUAAAAGUGGUUACAUUGUGAUACACCUGGAUAUUUUCUCUGGAUGACCUGUUGGAGGAGCAGGAUGUUCGUAGAGAGUUUCAUUGAAACUUUGAAAUGAAUUAAGUAUUUCUGGACUCACAGUUAAAAUGUGUUACAGAUAUCUUAAAUAUAUAGAAGUAACUGAAUUUUAAAGAAAAUCUGUAUAUGGGUGAUUUUAAUGGGUAAAUUUAUUACUAUUAUGAUGUCAAAUACUACUGAUAUAAUUCUUGCUUUUUUGGUGUAAAAGCUACUGCUAAUAUGAUACAUGGUUAUGUUUUAGCAGAGUGCCGUGCUGAGUGUUUUCUAAGAGCUUUUUUUAGACAGACCAACAGGCUAGGUUUUUUUUUGUGUGUGUACAAUUAAUGUUUAUUCAACUAAUUGGACUGCUGAUUUCAGGUAAAUGUUUUGCAGCAAGUUUAUAAAACUAUAUUAUCCACAUAAAUGCUAUAUGAUCCAUGUAAAACUUAUUGUUGCCAGAAGCCAUACACACUUGAGCAACUUGCUCUUUUAAUAUUGUGAAUUUUGCAAGAGUUGCAUGUCCAAUGUCAGUGCCCUCUUAUUUUUUUAUAUGAAAGUGUGUUUAGAGGACUUCAAUUCAUGCACACACACUCAUUUACACUGAGAGAGUGUAAAAGCAUCUUUAAUUGUGAAGAUCUUUUUGCUGAAAGUUUCUGGUUUUGCACAUACACAAGUUAAAAAUCAUCAGUGCCUAGGAUCCAAAGUCCCUAUACCAUCUGCGUCCCUCCAAACAGUCCCUAUCUCUUUCUACUUCUACUUUCCCCUUCAACAACCAAAAUGGGCCGUUCUCUCUCCAUUAAGCAGACUAAUUCAAAGUAUUACAUUAGUGAUGUUUGUGUUGAGGAGUUAUUUUUAUAUUUAUUAAA
This is a messenger RNA of Rhinichthys klamathensis goyatoka, 7191 nucleotides long. Its product is annotated as IQ motif and SEC7 domain-containing protein 2. NCBI's taxonomy places the organism in Eukaryota, Metazoa, Chordata, Actinopteri, Cypriniformes, Leuciscidae. Gene Ontology annotation, molecular function: guanyl-nucleotide exchange factor activity; protein binding. Gene Ontology annotation, biological process: regulation of ARF protein signal transduction; actin cytoskeleton organization. Bases 381 to 5054 code for a protein of 1557 amino acids. The record is from RefSeq and is a predicted model, not a curated record. The transcript is spliced from 16 exons.